Messenger RNA from Salvelinus namaycush (lake trout), 1074 nucleotides. RefSeq names its product 1-acylglycerol-3-phosphate O-acyltransferase ABHD5-like. Gene Ontology annotation, biological process: negative regulation of triglyceride storage; positive regulation of triglyceride catabolic process. Bases 1 to 1074 code for a protein of 357 amino acids. Gene Ontology annotation, cellular component: lipid droplet. The record is from RefSeq and is a predicted model, not a curated record. Lineage: Eukaryota; Metazoa; Chordata; Actinopteri; Salmoniformes; Salmonidae. The transcript is spliced from 8 exons.
AUGAGGAGGAUGGCGAAGGAUCUGCAACCAGCCGAGCAAGGGUCUGGGUGGAUGUCCAGUUGGCUUCCAUCCUGGUGUCCCACCUCCCUCUCUCAGCUGAAGGAUGCAGAAGACAAAAUGCUCAAGUCUGUGAAGGCCCCAUUCUCCAGGCAGCAUGUCCGGAUAUCCAACGGCAACUAUCUCUGGACCUUAGCCUUCAAGCCCUCUCUCCAGCCCUGUCCUCCCCUGGUGCUGCUCCAUGGGUUUGGGGGUGGUGUGGGUCUGUGGGCCCAGAACCUGGACUCUCUGUGUGGCAGUGGAGCCGUGUAUGCCCUGGAUCUUCUGGGGUUUGGACAGAGCAGCCGGCCCCUGUUCAGCGUGGACCCCCAGGGGGCAGAGGAGCAGUUCCUAGGGGCCCUGGAGGAGUGGAGGGACAGGGUGGGCCUGGAGGAGAUAGUCCUGCUGGGACACAACCUGGGAGGAUACCUGGCUGCUGCUUACACACUCACACACCCACACAGGGUAAAGCACUUGAUCCUGGUGGAGCCCUGGGGGUUCCCGGCCCGUCCAGAGAGCCUAGAUCAGGAGAAGUCUAUCCCAGUGUGGAUCAGAGCCAUGGGGGCUGUCAUGAGUCCCUUCAACCCCCUGGCUGGACUUAGACUGGCCGGACCACUGGGUCCUAUGUUGAUCCAGACCAUCAGGUCAGAUUUUAAACAGAAGUACUCUUCAGUGUUUGAUGACAACACCGUAUCAGACUACAUCUACCAUCUUAACGCACAGACGCCAAGUGGUGAAACAGCGUUUAGGAACAUGACGGUACCAUAUGGUUGGGCUAAGAGACCAAUGUUAGAUCGUAUUGGACAGAUCCAACCAGACAUUCCAAUAUCCAUCAUCUAUGGGUCCCGAUCCAGUAUUGACAGCGACUGGGGAUACACUAUCCAGAAAAUCCGACCAGAUGUGGACAUCAUCGUGAUAAGGGGAGGAGGUCACUAUGUGUUUGCUGACCAGCCAGACGACUUCAAUCAGAACGUUCUUCACAUCCUGGCCAGGAUAGAGGGAGAUAAGGAGAAGAGGGAUGAGGAGUGGUGUGCAUGA